Molecule: messenger RNA, 675 nt
Organism: Scedosporium apiospermum
Lineage: Eukaryota; Fungi; Ascomycota; Sordariomycetes; Microascales; Microascaceae
Exons: 3
Coding region: 1-675 (224 amino acids)
Cellular component (GO): cytosol
Molecular function (GO): acetoacetate-CoA ligase activity
Source: RefSeq, a predicted model, not a curated record
AUGCUGUUGGCAAAUCAGACCGUGACCAGUUUUGAAGCAAGCCCUAGAUGGAUGUCCGAGAUGCUGAAGCUGGGUGCCUCCCCCAGGGAGGUGGCGGAUCUUUCAGUUCCGCGGACUGUUUCUAGCACUGGUAUGGUGCUGUCAGAUUGCGUUUCGAGUGGUUCUAUGACAUCGGGCUCCCGACCACGUCAGGUUGGGGAACAUGCCUGGUGGAACAUUGCCGGCUGCUUCGCCUUGGGUAAUCCGAUAUCGUCACUUUAUGUCCGUGGGCGUCAAGGGCUAUUCGUCUCAGUCCACCCGGCGACUAGGACCCUCAUCCUCCACAGUCGCGCGGACAGGUUUCUCAACCCAUCCGGGGUCCGCUUCGGGGGCGCUGAAAUUUACAACGUUCUGGAGCGCCAAUUAUCUGACGCUAUCGUCGAUGGCAUCUGCCUAGGGCAGCGUCGUCCUCGGGACCCCGACGAGACACUGAUUCUCUUCCUGCGGAUGAAGCCGGGCCAUAGGUUCAACCAGAAGCUCGUCAAGAGGGUCAUAAAGAACGACCUAGGCCCCAGGCACGUGCCCAAAUUCGUGUUUGAGGAGGUGCCGGAAAUCCCUGUAGCUUAUUUUUCUCUUGUCCCCCCAGCCCCGCUUUCCAGCGGUCGAUCUGACCAGGUCCAGUACUGGGUCAUAUAA